Rhinichthys klamathensis goyatoka is the source of this 853-nucleotide messenger RNA. RefSeq names its product coiled-coil-helix-coiled-coil-helix domain containing 6b (gene chchd6b). Bases 75 to 770 code for a protein of 231 amino acids. NCBI's taxonomy places the organism in Eukaryota, Metazoa, Chordata, Actinopteri, Cypriniformes, Leuciscidae. Gene Ontology annotation, biological process: inner mitochondrial membrane organization. Gene Ontology annotation, cellular component: mitochondrion; MICOS complex. The record is from RefSeq and is a predicted model, not a curated record. The transcript is spliced from 9 exons.
GCUUUUAUCCGCGUGUAGAGGGACGCCGUGACCCUGAACUGAUUCGGGGUGAUAUUUUAAUAUUUGUGGUGAUUAUGGGCGCCGCUGACAGCAGGAGCGGGUCUGUGUCUUAUGGACUGGAUGAACAGGACAAAGUCACGGUCCUGCAGGGAGUGAAGCUGUCUGGUGAUGUUCUUCAGCGGAUGCGGGAGUCGGGAUCUUCUCCAGGGAAACCAGCCUCACCCAAACCAGAGAGAGACACACCUGAUCCAGGAGCUUCCAGACCUUCUGCAGGAGAGACACCGGAGGAGCUUCGGAGACGGUUCGAGCGUGAGCAGGCUCUGGUCCAGGAAGAGUUGACCCGGAUCGCCCGUCGAGAGAGAGAGACAGCGAUGGGAGACGACAUGAGAGAGAAAGCAAACACACACCCGGACCGGCAGAAAACACACACCCUGCCGGAUGAGUUGAGUGUUCGGGCCCGACAGCUGAAGAAGAAAGAAGACGAGCUCAAACAUCUCGAGCAGUUUUACAAGGAGCAGCUGCAACUGAUGGAGAAGAAGAACACUGACUUCUAUCAGCAGACGCUACACAUGUACACGCAGGAGGCGGUGAAAGCAGAAGCCACUGUGAAGCCGGGUCACAUGACGCCCGUGUGCGCUGAGCUGCAGUCACAGGUGUUGAGCUGCUACACACUGAACACACGACACACACUGCUCUGCUCACAGCUGGCCAGAGACUACAUACACUGCAUCAACUCCUGCAAGAAGAACUUGCUGGUGAACCACGGAUGAAGAGGACGAUUGAUGCUGAAGAAGAGGAGCAGUGUUAGAAGACGUCCAUCUAGAUGCGUGUGUAUGUGUGUGAGAGAGAGAGA